UGAAAUGCAUUUAGAGGGAAAACUUAGAGAGAGAAAACUGAAUUGGAGUUCAAAGAGCAAAUUGCCCAAGAUUGUGGUGAGAAAAUAACGAGUCAACCGAGAUCAUAUUAGUUCGAGCAGCGCUUUUGUUGGGGAGAGAAGAUUAAAUCGAAGAGCAAGAGAAUUUAGAGAGAGAAACAGUGAUUUACAAGGGGCCCUGCAACUCAAAGCGAGUUCUGCGAAAGAAAUCUAGAGAGAGAAACUAGGUCGGGAAACAAUGGGGUUUGAGAAAGAGGCCCUGCAAUUCCAAUUAACAAAUUCGAUAGAAGUAUCUGCUCUUCAAUUCUCCUAUGAUGAUCAGCCCCCAUUGUUCUCCAAUUUUAACCUACAUAUUUCCCCUGGCUCUCGAUGCCUACUUAUUGGCGCUAAUGGAUCUGGGAAGACUACUCUAUUAAGGAUAUUAGCAGGAAAGCAUAUGGUUGGAGGCAGGGAUGUCGUAAGAGUGAUUGGUCAUUCUGCAUUUCAUGAUACACAGCUUGUGUGCAGUGGUGAGCUUGCAUAUCUUGGAGGUUCUUGGAGUAAAACUGUUGGUUCUGCUGGUGAAAUUCCUCUCCAAGGUGAUUUCUCUGCCGAACACAUGAUAUUUGGAGUUGAAGGAGUAGAUCCUGAAAGGAGAGAGAAGUUGAUUGAUCUGCUUGAUAUUGAUCUGCAGUGGCGAAUGCAUAAAGUGUCUGAUGGGCAGCGACGCAGGGUCCAAAUUUGUAUGGGGCUUCUUCAUCCAUUUCAGGUGCUUCUGCUUGAUGAAGUCACAGUCGAUCUGGAUGUUGUUGCUAGGAUGGAUUUACUUGACUUCUUCAAAGAAGAAUGUGAAGGGAGAGGUGCUACCAUUGUCUAUGCCACCCAUAUCUUUGAUGGGUUAGAGUCCUGGGCUACUCAUGUGGCAUACAUUCAAGAUGGUGAAUUGAGGCGUUCAGAGAAGCUUGCAGACGUGAAUGAGAUGAAAAGCGCGAAGAAUCUAUACUCUGUUGUUGAAUCAUGGCUUCGAUCCGAAACCAAGACCAUGACAAAGAAGGCCUUCAAUCCCGCAAGCCAUGUGCGCAGGGUCCCCACAGUUAAUGAUGCUUCUCCCUUUAGAUCAUCUCGACACAUGGCUUACUAUCGUUGAUAUUACCCCAAUUCUAAAGAAGACUUCACAUUAUACUUCACCGGAAUUCAAGGUAUGUAGGCCCUUGUUUUUAUCCAAAUAUACAUUUAUUUUUUCAUGUAAUAAUGUUUGGGGAAGGCAUAUGUAUUUAGAGAAGGGAAACUGCACCAGGCAUUGCCUUUGCAUGAUACAUACUAUACAAACAGGUCACCGUCGAUCCAUUCUUAAAUAUAGAUGAUGAAGACUCAUUGUAGUUAGAUGAAUGUUGCUUAUCGGACACUACAGUUGUAUACCAUAUACCCUACAUAUGUGUAUAAUAAUAAUUUAGACACUGUAUUUGAUUAGUUAAUUAUUCUUUUUUCUUUUUUCUUUUUGUCCUGCUGGGAAAGCUGAUGAAUGUUAAAUCUAUUUACAAUGUUAAUGGUUAAA
This is a messenger RNA of Amborella trichopoda, 1552 nucleotides long. It is a transcript of the gene ABCI19, whose product is annotated as P-loop containing nucleoside triphosphate hydrolases superfamily protein. Gene Ontology annotation, molecular function: ATP binding; ATP hydrolysis activity. The record is from RefSeq and is a predicted model, not a curated record. Lineage: Eukaryota; Viridiplantae; Streptophyta; Magnoliopsida; Amborellales; Amborellaceae.